Cicer arietinum (chickpea) is the source of this 1810-nucleotide messenger RNA. RefSeq names its product probable serine/threonine-protein kinase PBL21. The record is from RefSeq and is a predicted model, not a curated record. Lineage: Eukaryota; Viridiplantae; Streptophyta; Magnoliopsida; Fabales; Fabaceae. Gene Ontology annotation, molecular function: ATP binding; protein kinase activity. Gene Ontology annotation, biological process: protein phosphorylation.
CGCAAUUCAGUUUCCUUAACAGACAAAAACGAAACAAAUGCUACCUGUUGUUUCUCCUACGCGUCUUUCGUGAAUUUUAUCUUCCAUUUUGUCAUAGUCACUUUGCCAUUCCCAUUCUCAUUUUCCUAAUUUCCACCCAAUUUUUCGUUCAUUAAUUAUUAUUAUUAUUAUUAUUAUUAUUCCAUACUUUCCUUGCCAUACAUUAUUAUACUACUACCAUAUUUUUCAUUAUUAGUAUUAUUUUCAUAACAAAGGAAAUUAAAAAUUAAAAAAUAAAAUAAAAAUAGAGUGCGUUCUUUGUUCAUUGAUCUUAUUCUUCAUCUUCUUCUUCCUUCCCAGGUCUAGAGAGAGAGGAAAUGCAAGCAAGAUCCUCUCUCUGUGUGACCAGGGAAUCAGAUCUUAUUCUUUUCAUUUUCACAAUUAUUUAAUUUCAACUCUUUUUCUCUCUGUGUGAUUUUUGUGGAAAAUGAGUUGUUUUUCUUGCUACGUUUCUCGUCGGAAAAAAGAUGUUAGCAGAGUCGAAGUUGAUAAUGGUUCUCGAUCUGCUUCUACUGCAGGGAAUGGAGGAACGAACGCAACCGAAAGGAAGAAAGAAUGUUUUUCAGAGGCAAAAGGGAAGAAUGCGAGAAAUGGCCAAAGCAGUACUCCGGCAGCUAGUUUCGGUUUUCGCGAACUAGCUGCAGCUACAAGGGGUUUUAAGGAAGCUAAUUUGAUUGGUGAAGGUGGUUUUGGAAGAGUUUAUAAAGGCCGGCUUUCAACCGGCGAGGUUGUUGCUGUAAAACAAUUAAGUCAUGAUGGUCGUCAAGGUUUUCAGGAAUUUGUGACAGAGGUUCUUAUGCUAAGUUUGCUACACCAUUCUAAUCUUGUUAAGUUAAUUGGCUACUGCACUGAUGGAGAUCAAAGGCUUUUGGUUUAUGAAUACAUGCCUAUGGGAUCUCUUGAAGAUCAUCUUUUUGAUCUUACCCAAGACAAAGAACCUCUAAGUUGGAGUUCUCGAAUGAAAAUUGCUGUUGGAGCAGCUCGAGGCCUUGAGUAUCUCCAUUGUAAAGCAGACCCGCCUGUUAUCUAUCGAGAUUUGAAAUCUGCGAACAUCUUAUUAGACAACGACUUCAACCCAAAACUGUCAGAUUUUGGGCUUGCUAAACUAGGACCUGUUGGAGACAACACUCAUGUUUCAACCAGAGUGAUGGGUACAUAUGGCUACUGUGCACCAGAAUAUGCGAUGAGUGGAAAAUUAACACUCAAAUCUGAUAUCUACAGCUUUGGUGUGGUUUUGUUGGAGUUGAUCACUGGACGUAGGGCAAUAGAUUCUAGUAAAAGACCAGGAGAGCAAAACCUAGUUUCAUGGUCUCGCCCAUAUUUCAGUGACCGGAGAAAGUUUGUACAUAUGGCUGACCCUCUUUUGCAAGGACUCUUCCCUGUCCGCUGUUUGCAUCAAGCAAUUGCUAUAACUGCUAUGUGUCUCCAGGAGCAACCAAAAUUCCGUCCACUCAUCGGUGAUAUUGUUGUUGCACUGGAAUACCUAGCUUCUCAGAAUAUCCCUGAAACCCAUAGACAUGGUGUGCGCAGCCCACAGCUGCAAUCACCUUCCAAAAUGGACAGAAAUUAAUUUUCAGAGGUAUUAGAUCUUAGCUUGAGUUCCAUUUCUGUCCAUGAUUUUGAGUACAUAUUUCCUUAUCAGCUUGAUCAAUGUAAGCAACCAACUGCCUAUUUUAAAUGUUAAAUAUUAUUGCUCUAGUUACAUUAUUGGCAUAGCCAUAGUGGAGAUAAACUUCUUAUUAUAUCAUAAACAUUCAUUCUUGUGGAUCUA